Messenger RNA from Pipra filicauda (Wire-tailed manakin), 9076 nucleotides. RefSeq names its product protein kinase cGMP-dependent 2 (gene PRKG2). Gene Ontology annotation, biological process: protein phosphorylation. Gene Ontology annotation, molecular function: cGMP-dependent protein kinase activity; ATP binding. NCBI's taxonomy places the organism in Eukaryota, Metazoa, Chordata, Aves, Passeriformes, Pipridae. The record is from RefSeq and is a predicted model, not a curated record. The transcript is spliced from 19 exons. Bases 175 to 2493 code for a protein of 772 amino acids.
GGGCACCGCCGCCCCCGCCCUUCUCCCCCCGCGCCCGUGACGGGCUGCGAGCAGGCGGGAGCGGCGUUACCGCCCAGCCCGGCUCCAAGGGAGCAUCGCUCCGUCCCUGCCGCCGCCCAGCACCGUCCUGGAUCGGGGCCCGGGGCCAGCUGAGCACGCAGGUCUCUGGACAAAAUGGGGAAUAGAUUAGUGAAACCCAAGCAUCUGAGGCAGACAGACAGACACGUAGCAAACCUCGCUAUUGGCUGUGCUGCCAACCAUAAGUUUUUGAUGGACCCAUGCCUAGGCAUCAGUGUGAUCAAUGGGCAAGCUGAUGUUCUUUGCAGCAAGAUACUUGAACUGGAAAAGGAGCUGAAGAGAAAAGACCAAGAGCUGCAAGACAGUCAAAGUCAUGUUGCUGAGCUUCAGGAACAGUUGGCUAUGCAGACUAAGGUCAUAGCAGAACUCACCAAGGAACUUCAGAGCAAGUGUACACAGCUGAACAAGCUCCAGGAUGUUGUUAGCACUCAAGGAGAGCACUCUCUUCAGCCUUCUCCAUUGAAAGUUUCUGCCAGUAGGAGGAGAGGAGCCAAGGAAGGUGUGUCUGCAGAGCCGACAACGCGACUGUAUGAUUUGAGCAGGAAAGCCAUGUUUUCCCUUGAAAGAGCAACGGUCCGAAAGGAUUCCAGUGAGAAGAAGCUUAUCACGGAUGCCCUGAAUAGAAAUCAGUUCUUGAAGAGACUGGAGCCUCACCAGACACGAGAUAUGGUGGAAUGUAUGUAUGAAAGGACUUUUCAGCAAGGCAGCUACAUCAUCAGACAGGGAGAACCGGGCAAUCACAUUUUUGUGCUCAAAGAGGGCAGUCUGGAAGUCUUUCAGCAGAAUAAACUACUAUCCUCAAUACCUGUGUGGACAGCAUUUGGUGAACUAGCCAUUUUAUACAACUGCACACGGACAGCUUCUGUGAAAGCAAUCACUAAUGUUAAAACAUGGGCAUUGGACAGAGAAGUGUUUCAAAAUAUCAUGAGAGUGACAGCACAAACAAGACAAGAGCAAUACCGAAACUUCCUUAGAAGUGUGUCCCUGCUGAAAAACUUACCUGAAGAUAAAUUAACCAAGAUCAUCGACUGCCUGGAGGUGGAGUACUAUAACAAGGGAGAUUAUGUUAUUCGGGAAGGAGAAGAGGGAAAUACCUUCUUCAUAAUAGCAAAAGGAAAGGUGAUAGUUACCCAAAGUACAGCAGAUCACUCACAGCCUCAGCUGAUUAAAAAUCUACAUAAAGGGGAUUACUUUGGAGAAAAGGCUCUUAUUAGUGACGACGUCAGAUCAGCAAACGUCAUUGCAGAUGAAUACAACGUGGAGUGCCUCGUUAUAGACAGAGAGACCUUUAAUCAAACAGUUGGAACUUAUGAGGAGCUCCAAACUUACCUUGAAGGUUAUGUGGCUGAUCUGGCCCAGGCCGAUGAAAAGCGACAUGCGAAAGGAAGAUCCUUCUGUGGACAGCUGACCAAAGAGGUGUCUUUGGAGAUGAUAGAGCUGAAGGAGAAAGUAGCCCAGUUCCCUCCUUCCCCAUUCAAGAAUUUAGAAGUUGUCACAACUCUGGGUGUUGGUGGGUUCGGAAGGGUUGAGCUUGUUAAAGUGAAAAAUGAGAACAUGGCUUUUGCUAUGAAGUGUAUAAAGAAGAAACACGUAGUGGACACCAAACAACAAGAGCAUAUCUAUUCUGAAAAGAAAAUCCUUGAGCAGAUAUGUUCUCCUUUCAUUGUAAAACUAUAUCGCACAUUCAAAGAUAAUAAGUAUGUAUACAUGCUUCUGGAGGCUUGCCUUGGAGGGGAGUUGUGGAGCUUGCUGAGAGACAGAGGCAGCUUUGAUGAAUUCACCACCAAGUUCUGUGUUGGGUGUGUGACAGAGGCUUUUGACUAUCUACAUCACAUAGGAAUAAUCUACAGAGACCUGAAGCCAGAAAACUUAAUUUUGGAUGCUGAAGGAUAUAUAAAACUGGUUGAUUUUGGAUUUGCAAAGAAGAUUGGAUCAGGGCAGAAAACCUGGACAUUUUGUGGAACCCCUGAGUAUGUUGCUCCUGAAGUCAUACUGAGUAAAGGCCAUGACUUCAGUGUGGAUUUUUGGUCCCUUGGGAUUCUUGUGUAUGAACUCCUUACUGGCAGUCCACCGUUCUCUGGGGCUGAUCAAAUGAUGACGUAUAAUUUGAUUCUCAAAGGCAUUGAAAAGCUGGAUUUUCCUAAAACAAUAACAAGGCGGCCUGAGGAUUUGAUCCGCAGACUCUGCAGGCAAAACCCUACAGAAAGAUUAGGCAAUUUGAGAAACGGAAUUAAUGACAUCAAGAAGCACAGGUGGUUGAGUGGUUUUAACUGGGAUAGUCUGAAAGUGAGGAAAUUAACGUCACCUUUAAAAAGAGAGUUGUCUGGACCGACUGAUUACAGCUACUUUGACAGCUAUCCCCCUGAAGAGGGAACCCCUCCAGAUGAACUUUCAGGCUGGGACAAGGAUUUCUGAUAGUUGUUUCUUCUGGGACAUGUGUAGACACUCAUAGGCUUCAGUUCUAAACCUGCUGUCUUGUUUCUUGCUACAAACUACACAGUUCUCCUUGAAGAAUAGAAGACCAUACAGCAACCGGAGUUUGUUUGGACAAUGCACCAAAAUCUGUGUCCAUUUCUUUAUAACAAGGGCAUGCAUUCAGUCAACAGAUGUAGCCUGAAUGUGUUUUGAUACACAGUGUCUCUACGAAUAUUUUCAGACACUAUGGGUCGGAUUUAUGGUUUUGCCAUUAGAAAUGUCAGUAGCUAAUACUUUGAUGUUAACAAGGUUACCAUUUUGGAUGGAGAGGAUUGGAAGCCAAUAACUCUGUGGCAUUUGUCAGCUGACAACUAUAGGCACUUAUUUUUCAUUUUAUCUGAUGUCUGCUGUGUUUCACUUUUUCCCCUUAAUGUCCAGUAUUGCAUUAAUGCAGGGAUGUGUAUAAAAGAGACUUUUACUGAAAGGUUGAUUUGAUCUGAUGCUGCAGCUAAAAGGGUAUCACUGUGGAAGCUGCCUCUCUGUCAGUUGAGUUUUACAACAGGCUGAAUAUAUGACAAAGGUCAAAUGAAAAUCCAGUAUGAAACAAGGUAUAUACAUAAUAGAAGUUACCUAAAGAAGCAGACUAUGGUGUGUAUUUCCCUUACUGCUUCAAAGAGCCAUGUCUAUUUCUUAAAAUGUUUUGCUUUUAUGUAGUGAGAAGAUAAAAUAGAUGGACAAAAAGCAUUUACCUUGCAGGGAAAAAAAAUGCAGUUGGAUGUUGUGCCUUCAUGGUUUAUACAGAAAAAUUCUGUUGCUCUCUGUUAAGAACUACAACCACUGUUGAAACAGGGAUGUUCCUGGUUGUCCUGCUGGGCUUAUGGGAUUGAUGAGUCUGCUACGCUUGCUAGGAUUUGUUUCAGCUCCCACAGAGACGAAGUCCAAUCUAAAUUUCAGUACUGAAGCUCCCACAGCUCACUGCAUUUCGCAUGCUGGGUGGAAAACCUCCCAGGAAACUUGUACUAUGUGCUCAGGGUUUAGUUACUGCUGGAUAGUCUUCCUAGCUGCUGCUGGUCAUGACUUUUCCACCGGGUGAGGGAGGGACUGCCACAGGGGCAGUUCCAUGGUUUGUUACAUGGUUAUAAUUAUCUUUUACCGCUGAGUGGCCAUUGCUUUGACAGCAAAUCAAUUUAAAUAUUUUGUAUAACCUUCACUCUGAAUAAGGCAGUAGAACAUUUUCCAUUGAAUUUAAUGAAGGUUGGAUUGAGCCCUUGAAAGAAGACACUACAUGUUGGCUAGUUUUGUCUCCCCGCUUGUUUGCAAAUUAUUAUGGAAACUUUCAGCCAACAAAGCCUUUGCAAAAUGGUGGUAAGCACACACAGUCAGAGAGGAUGGAGCAGAGUCUGUAAGCUGGGGUUGUAGAUGCUUUCCACUAACUCUGUUUAGCAAUACCAAAGACCAGAUUUUCUUUUCAGGAUUUAGACAAGCACUGAAAGUUAGUUAUUCAUGUUUCUCUGCGCAUUUUUCUUUCUCUCAUAAGUAUUUUUUAUUGCAGUCAAAAUAAUAUUGCACCAAGUUUUAUAAAAUCUUUUGAAUGUAUUUUUCCAUUGUACUUACAAGUAGUUUCCUUAUAUAUAUAUAUAUAUAUAAAUAAUAAUGGUGUGUGUAUAUAUAUAUAUGUUUUUUAAGUGAAGAAAUAGCUGUAUGAUAAGUUUAGUGCAGAUAGCAUUAAGUCUUUGCAGCUGUAGGAUAUAUUUUCAUUAUAAAGUUUAACUUAUCUUGUCUAUUUGUGUGCAAAUAAAGUAAGAUUACAGUGUAAUGGGCAGGACAUUAAUAUUUUAGAAGCACAUUCCAUACAGCAGUCCAGAUUCAUAGGUCUGAUUUAUACUUCUUGUCUAUGUGAUUCAGAAGAGACUGAGGCAGAAAAGACUGCCCUGGAGGGGCAUCAGAUGUCAUUGCUUGCAGCCUGUCCCUCACUCAGAUUAUGUUUUCCCUAGUGAGUGCUGGGAAAAUGAAUGCAUAAGAAGCUACAAUAAAUGAAGUCACAGAUAAUUUCGUGCUUAUGUAGAGUACCCAUGUACAUUUGAUUCAUUUUGUUUCUAGCACAUAUGCAGUUGACUGAGCUGAAGUUUUCCAGAAACAAGCAGCAGCUGAUACAGUAGAGGCUAAACAUUACUUGAACUAACGCCAAAUGUCUUUGACAGACAGAUGUACUUCAGACUUCAACAUGGCACCAGUGGAGUUAUGCUGAUGUGAAACAAGCGGAUAAAUGGGUGAUUCAGGCUCAAGCAGCUUCACAGUGCAGGAGAUCAUGGGGAAACUGAAUGGACAGUCAUGAUGAUGAUUAGAUUGUGCUUAUUGUUGCCUUUUCUGAUUUAAUGUCAUUGAAUAACAGAUUUUGACAUUCAGGUUUUGAUUAUGCUGUGGAUAUGUUAAUAACUGUCUGAGUUCUGUCCUUGGUGUUCUUAUCUGUGCUUUGCCUUCCUGUCUUGUCAGCUUUGCUUUUAUUGUGUGGCUCCCUGAGAAACCCAGCUGUAGCUAUCCUUUUUAACCUAUACUUCUGCCACAAAAGAACAUGCCUCAGGAGGCAGGAAGGAUGAUGUUUCUUCCUGACAGAGAGCAGAGAUGAGGAGCAGUUAGCCUGGGCUGGGUAGAUCAAAGUGCCUUCCCCCAGCUACCACAUCAGAGUGGUGAACACUUGAGAGAGACUUGUAGGCAGGAGCAGAAGCACAGUGAGAGAGAAAAGUCCCAGGCAUGUGAUAAUUCUAGCCAGUUUUUAGUGCAAAUGAUUAAUUUUCACCAUGUCCUCACAGCUGCCUCUUCAGGCUUUGAAAAGGGUGAGGUUGGCCAGCCCAGUGCCUGAAUGCAUCACCUCUUAGUAGAAAGGGGAAGAAGUAACCUCAGUGCCACAAAUGUUUGCACUUGAUCAUAGAAGGGACUGUGGAGAAGAUGUCAGAGAGUGUAAGCCUGUAAGAUUUUUGCAUUUAAUGAGAAGAAAUAGCUGUCCUGAUAUUUAGGGAGUCUCCGUGAUUUUAGGCAGGACUUAACAGGUCUUACUUGCAAUGAAAAGCAUCGGAGAUCCCUUUCUCUUCCCACUACUUGAAGCUACCUCUGAACGCACACAGCUUUCCCCUGCUGUGGUCCCCAGGGACCUUGUGAUGUAAUGGCAAGAAUAAUUUUUUAUCUUUAUUUGACAAAGUCCUGGGAGAUUUAAGUCCCCUGAUGAUUUUAAAGCCCCUCCAGCAAGCUGUGUGUAGCUUUGGGGUUUGACGCCUUUGACAGUUUCACAAUUUGGCUUCCUCAAGAUUGCAUAGAAAGUGUGGGAAACAAGCGACCAUUAAAGUCAGCUUUCCCAACUGUAGCGUAGCACAUUGUCCUAAAUUCAUCCUCCCCUCCCACUGUUUGCAAGGCAGCACUAGACUGAUGCUCUUUAUCUCUUAAGUUUCUUGUGCCUGAAUGUUGUAGCAGCAGUAAAAUCGGUAAUUCCUCCCAAAAGUGGAAAGCAAGGAGGAGGUUCUGCAGAGAGCAGAUGUGAAAUUAAAUGCAUCCAUAAUCAUGCAGAGCUGCAACCUGUCUUCCUCAAACCUUUAUGUUCCUAUGGCUUUGGGAACCUGGGACACCUCCAGGCGUGAGACCCAGCACAGAUUUAUUCAGUAGGCUGGACCAGCAGGGAAUGAUUGAGCAGUCAGAAGCAUCUUUUCCCCUUGUGAGUCAGUCUCUGCUCUUGUCACUGUCUUGUAAUCAAAGGCAAUUGUGUGCAACACGAUACCAGACAGGGAGUUACAAGUUCAAAGCAAACAGAGUUGAACAACAGGCACAGAAAAGGCAGGUAAUUAUUUUCUCACAAAUCCAUGAUCUGUUGUUUGCUACAAAAAUAUUGCUCAGUGGUCUGUCUUGGGGACAGCGUUACAUCAGUGGUCAGGUGCAUCCUUUGGCAGAACUCCCAAAUGUGAGCUCUUUGCGACUCCUAAUAUUCUGCGGCUCAUCACUGGUUGAGAGGACUUGGGAAAAAGUACUGAAAUAAGGUAAGCUCCUCAUCCACAGAAAUCAGAGGCACACUGUGGCUGACCCCCACCAGCCAGCAUUUCAUUGAUGUGUGGCAGAUGAGAAGUGGCCCUUCUCUUUUUUAGCUCAUCUGACAUGCUUGCAGAGCCAAAAUCUGUUGCACGUACCAAGCUGCAGACCAGCAAUGGCAAAAGACAGAAUUAACAUUCCAAUUAAAUUAUGGUGCUAAUAGCAGGAGACACAGCUGCUGAACAGUCUAGCUAGUCACUGGGGACAUCCCCGGGUAGAUUGUUUUCCAUGCUGCCUUACUAAGCCAGAAACAUUUCAGAAAAAGAAAGCUGAAACCCACCCUAAUGGGACUCCAAAGAGCACCCAGACAUGAAGUACAGGUACUGUGGUAGUGCCUGGCUGCCGAGAGCCUGCGGUAGAGAUGUUCCUAAUCAGCUUCCCUGAAGGGGAGGAGGAGCAACAGAAACAUGCCAGGCCUUAUCUUGAACUAUGUCCCUUGUGGUGCCUCAUCCUGCUGGGACCAAAGCAGAGGGGAGCUGUGUUCUGGUUCCUUCAGCUUGUGCAUUGUCUGUCACACCGGGGGAUUGUACUUGGGCACCAGAAGCAAAUAUUUGCCUGGGGUCUGACUACCCUUCUCAGUCUUAUGGGCAGGCUGAUGAUCCCCCAGCCCUCCCAUGGACAGUUAGAAAGCUGCAGGGUACUUUCUCCUCUGCACUGUGUUAGGAAGAUACAGUGUGGUGCUGAUGAAGUGAAGUACCACAAGAAGGUUAAAAAUUCACUGAAUCUCUGAAGCACAGCACAGAACAAGUAAAAGAACUUAGGAAAAAAGAGGGAAUAACCAAGCCUAGACAAACCAAGAGCUGUGACCAGAGAAGUAAAGAGCAGGAGGACACUAUGAAUCAAACCACAAAGCCAAAGAAUAACUCUGCUCAAACUUUGGGCUCACUGACAUUGUAAAAUACCCACAGGCUAAGAUUAACCCGCAGGCUAAGCUUUUCCCUUACUCACAUUAGCCCCUUCCUCACAGAGCAUGCAUAGUAAAGUAAGUGUGUACUGUAUCUUUAAAUGGAGGCAAAUCAAUGAUAAGACAAUUACUAUAGUUUUUUACUAUAGCUUGUUACAUAUACAGGACAUGUUGACUUUUAUUGAUUUGAAGUGUAUAAAAAUGGGCUCUUGGCAUACUGAAGGUGUGCUAGCUUUGUAGAUUUAUCACCUAGCACCCAUCUCUGCACAGACAUGAAAUAAAAUCAAACAUCUUGACUGUGUGUGGAUUGGCUCUUGCACACUGGGUGAAAGAACGCCACUUUAGUGACAUCAGUGCUAUUCUAAGAAAGGAACAUGCUGUAAUUCUAUCAGAAGGCAACCUGGGGAGCUGUUCAGAACCCCUCAAGGGCCCACUUUUCAACUGAGGCCCAGAGGUGUGUACCUCAAAAGCAUCAAGAGUAUUGUAAAGGAUAUUAUUUUAGUGAUAGUGUUACCCACACCUUGAACAAAGAAAUAGGAUAUAUUGGCACAAAACUGAGGUUGUCUUGUCAAGCUGUAUGAAAUCUAUUUUGCAACAAGCACUCUACAAAUUGAAGACUAGAUUUAGUUAGGUUUAUUGUUUGAGCUGGUGUGGGUUUUAACAAUAGGCAUUAUCACACUGAAUUUUAUAAAUUCUAUGGAUUUAUUUGUGCAGCUGUUACAAGACAACUGUUGGAAACUACUGCAUCUGGUUUUGCUUGCAGGGCCUGAUGUCUACUGAAAAUCCAAGCCUGCUUCCAGCUUAGCAGGUGGCAUUUCCCAUGUCUCCUAAUGACACCAGGAGCAACCAAUGGAUUAAAAAGUGAAUCCUAUUGUACAGUCAGCCUGUGCACAUCACUACUUCUGACUGUCCUUAAAGUCAAGACAGGAGUCACAGCAGCUCCACACCAGAGAGACAGGCUCUUUUUCAUUACCAAGACACAGCAGUGAAAAGCUUUUUGUUUUCUGCAGCUAUCUGUCUUUCCAGCCAGGAGAAAAGCACAGCUUUUGUUUUCCAGUUUUUAAGUCUAUCUGAUUUGCAAAUAAAGUGCCUGACUUUUCUCCUGCCCCUUUCCCUUAGAGAAGGCUCGCAGAUUUGGGUCCAGUCUGGCCAAAUAGUAGCUUAAUAACUUAAUGGUUUUCAAGUUCCUCCAGCCUAAAAACUACCAGAAUGCUGCUGUUUGCAUACCAUAGAGGUACAGCACAAAACCCCAAACCAAACCAAAAACAAAACAAACAAACAACCCCCACCACCAUCCAAAAUACCCUACAUUCUUACAAUCUCUUGCCUGAAUGCUUUUAAAGCUCUCAUUACAAAAAACUUUUAAUGUUACUAGAGCUCAAAGAGGCUAGAAUUUGGCCUGUACUGGUAUUCACAGGCUGAUGACUAUCUGGUUUCCCUGCAGAGUAUUUGUUUUCCCCUGUUUGCAUGGGCAUUUCAUAGCACAACAAAGGAAAGAAAGGCAUUUUGAAAAGGAAGAUAAUGUAGUUCCAACAAGAAUUGGCCGAGUGACAGAUGUAAAACCUAAAAUUACUUGAAAUUCAGCCAAUAAAAGAGAGUUUAAAGUGA